This is a messenger RNA of Coturnix japonica (Japanese quail), 1435 nucleotides long. NCBI's taxonomy places the organism in Eukaryota, Metazoa, Chordata, Aves, Galliformes, Phasianidae. The record is from RefSeq and is a predicted model, not a curated record.
GCCACAACAGCAACAUAAGAAGCUUGUGUCCAACAGGGAAAUGUUGCUCCUGGGAGCAGCCAGUGUUGUCCUCCUGGUUUGUGUUGCUUGCUUGCUCUCCAUCCUGCAAUGGAGAAACAGGUCUGGAAAGGGGAAGAUGCCCGAGGGACCAGCUCCCCUUCCCAUCGUAGGAAACAUACUGCAGGUGAAACCAAAGAAUUUAGCCAAAACUCUGGAGAAGCUCUCUGAAAAAUAUGGGCCAGUCUUCUCAGUGCAACUGGGUUCAACUCCAGUGGUGGUGCUGUCGGGAUAUGAGGUGGUGAAAGAAGCCUUGAUUGAUCGUGCAGAUGAGUUUGCUGCCAGAGGACACUGGCCUAUUGGAGACCGGGCUAACAAAGGAUUGGGCAUUAUUUUCAGCAACAAUGAGGGAUGGUUACAAGUUCGGCGGUUUGCUCUCACCACUCUGCGCAACUUUGGGAUGGGGAAGAGGAGCAUUGAAGAGAGGAUCCAGGAGGAAGCUGAGCACUUGCUGGAAGAGAUCACAAAAACAAAGAGUAUGCCCUUUGACCCAACAUUCAAGCUGAGCUGCGCUGUCUCCAAUGUCAUAUGCUCCAUCGUCUUUGGGAAACGAUAUGACUAUAAAGACAAGAAGUUCCUGUCCCUGAUGAACAACAUGAACAAUGUAUUUGAGAUGAUGAACUCCCGCUGGGGACAGUUAUACCAGAUGUUCUCCUACGUCCUGGAUUACUUGCCUGGCCCACACAACAAUAUAUUCAAAGAAAUUGAUGCUGUGAAAGCCUUUGUGGCAGAGGAGGUAAAGCUGCACCAAGCCUCCCUGGAUCCCAAUUCCCCACAGGAUUUCAUUGACUGCUUCCUCAGCAAAAUGCUGGAGGAAAAAAGCAAUCCCAAAUCACACUUCAACAUGAUGAACCUGAUAACCUCAGCCUUUGACUUGUUCAUUGCGGGAACAGAGUCAAGUAGCACCACUACGCGAUACGGGCUGCUGCUUCUUCUCAAGUAUCCAAAGAUACAAGAGAAAGUUCAAGAGGAGAUUGACAGGGUAGUGGGACGAUCACGAAGACCUUGCGUGGCUGACCGGACCAAGAUGCCCUACACAGAUGCAGUUGUCCAUGAAAUCCAGCGCUUCAUCACCCUCAUCCCCACUAGUGUCCCUCGUGCUGUCACUAAAGACAUCCGCUUCAGAGACUACGUCAUUCCCAAGGGCACCACAAUCUUUCCCCUCCUCAGUACUGCACUGUACGACAGCAAGGAGUUUCCAAACCCAACUGAGUUUAAUCCUGGACAUUUCUUGAAUGAGAACGGCACCUUUAGGAAGAGUGAGUUCUUCAUCCCCUUCUCAGCAGGGAAACGAAAUAUGUCCUGGGAGAGGGCCUGGCAAGCUAUGGAGAUAUCUUCUCACUAUACUCGCCACCAAUUCUGCAGAAUCUUCACCUGA